AUGGUAAUAUUGCUCUGCGAGACUUGGCAAUUAUUCUGCGAAAUCUUAGUAUUAUUGCUCUGUGGGGCUUGCGCCACUCUCUCUGUGGCCGUCGGCGCCCUGCUGGCCUUUGUGCCGGCCGGCGCUAGCCGUUGCCUGCCGCCAGCGGCCUCCUGGUCGCUGUGCCGGCCGCCAGCGGCCUCCUGGUCGCUGUGCCGGCCGCCAGCGGCCUCCUGGCCGCUAAAUUGGACUUGCACUUACUGCAAUAUUGUUCAGCCUCCACGAGCAAAGCACUGCCAUGAUUGUGACAAAUGCAUCCUUCAAUUUGAUCAUCACUGUGUAUGGUUAGGUACUUGUGUCGGGCAAGGAAAUCAUUGCCGAUUUUGGUGGUACGUUUUUCUAGAAACAAUCCUUUGCAUAUGGACAGUUAUACUAUAUAUCUCAUAUUUGCGCUCUGAGAUUGUGAAGGCUUGGUGGAAGGAGUUCAUUGUUAUAGUGCUUUUAGCUGCGCUUAUGUUUUGUCUCAUCUUUCUCAUCCUGCUGCUCCUCUUCCACAGCUAUUUAGCCUUGACAAAUCAGACUACUUAUGAGAUGGUGAGAAGACGACGCAUAUUGUACUUUAGGGGAAUUCCAGAAAAGGUUCAUCCAUUUAGCAAGGGCAUCUGCAAAAACUUGUACACUUUUUGUUGCUCUAGUCACAGCAUACGUGAUUUGGAAGCUGUACCAACGAUGGAGGACAUCGAAGCAAGCGCAAGACCUUACACCUGCUCGGACAUUGUCAUGUGUCGGUGGUGUUGAUUAAUACUGGCUUGGCAUCAGUUUCUGACGGCUUUUAACCAGCAUGUUGUUGAUACAAUCUGGUCAUUUAAUUUUUCUUCUUUCAGUAACAGCUUGUAGUAUUGUAUUUAUGAAGAAAAAACUAAAUUUUCAUCUGGAUAUUCCUUUUAAUUAUAAUUUCAAAUUUAAA
This is a messenger RNA of Zingiber officinale, 946 nucleotides long. RefSeq names its product protein S-acyltransferase 10-like. Gene Ontology annotation, molecular function: protein-cysteine S-palmitoyltransferase activity. The record is from RefSeq and is a predicted model, not a curated record. Gene Ontology annotation, cellular component: endoplasmic reticulum; Golgi apparatus. Bases 1 to 777 code for a protein of 258 amino acids. Gene Ontology annotation, biological process: protein targeting to membrane; peptidyl-L-cysteine S-palmitoylation. Lineage: Eukaryota; Viridiplantae; Streptophyta; Magnoliopsida; Zingiberales; Zingiberaceae. The transcript is spliced from 8 exons.